Messenger RNA from Drosophila nasuta, 553 nucleotides. RefSeq names its product Ubiquinol-cytochrome c reductase 14 kDa subunit (gene UQCR-14). The record is from RefSeq and is a predicted model, not a curated record. NCBI's taxonomy places the organism in Eukaryota, Metazoa, Arthropoda, Insecta, Diptera, Drosophilidae. Gene Ontology annotation, cellular component: respiratory chain complex III. Gene Ontology annotation, biological process: mitochondrial electron transport, ubiquinol to cytochrome c. The transcript has 3 exons. Bases 114 to 449 code for a protein of 111 amino acids.
UAGUAUAUGUUGAAAUCGGACUUGUGGUCACACUGGUCAGCUGUCAUACCUAAAAGGGAACGCGAGAGCAAAGCAAAAGCGACUUUCGUCAAAAUUACAAAUUAAUUUUAAUAAUGGCGAGUUAUAUUGCUAGAAAGGGACCUUUGGUAUUCUCCAACCUCGGCAAGUGGGCCUACAAUCUGUCUGGAUUCAACCAAUACGGUCUGCACCGCGAUGAUUGUCUCUAUGAGAACGAAGAUGUGACGGAAGCCAUCCGUCGUCUGCCACGCAAAUUGUACGAUGAGCGCAACUACCGCAUUAUGCGUGCUCUGCAUUUGUCGAUGACCAAGACGAUUCUGCCCAAGGAGCAGUGGACAAAGUACGAGGACGAUGUCAAGUACUUGGAACCUUAUCUCAAUGAGGUUGUCGCUGAGCGCGAGGAACGUGAGGACUGGAAUAAGAACCAUUAAAUACCAAUAACAAUAUUGCCUCACUGUGACUCUGAAUGGGAGAUUGUAAAAUGUUGAAAAUACAUAGCUUAGAUUCAAAUUAAACAUUUGUGCUAUGCUCUAAA